CCCAACCCAGGCGGCUCCACCCCGCGCUCCUGACAGAAGACAGGCGCUGGCAGAGCCCUCUCCACUUCAGAGAGCUCCGGGGAGAGGCAGAGGCCAGACGGGAGCCGCUCGACCUCGGCUGCUGAGUGCCAGACAAGAUGCCUGUGGCAGAUACUCGAGGGGACGCGGGUCGGUGGACCAAUGUCAGUUACCGCGUGCGGCAGCCCAACCAGCCGGAGACCGGGCCCAGGAGGAAGAAGCGGAAUUGGUUCAACAAAUGCUGCGCCUGCUGCUCGGGCCAGGGGGACGAUGACUGGGGUCCCGCGCCCGGGGAGGUCCCAGGAGCUCGGCGAGAGCCCGUUGUCCGAGAGGGCAUGCUGGUGGUCAGCGGAGUGGACCUGAUGAGCGGCCGGUCCAGCAGCAACCGCCGAGCCCACCACACAAACGAGUUUGAGUACGAGAAUCUCAUCCUCCGCCGCGGGCAGCCCUUUGACAUGAAGCUCCAGUUCCGCCAGCCGUACGACCCCGAGGAGCACCGCAUCUGCCUCGAGUUCCUCAUCGGUCCAUCACCGCAGACCUCAAAGGGGACGUACAUUCUGGUUCCAGUGGGCAAGGCCAUGGACGGAGGGCUCUGGUCAGCAGAGGUGACCGAAACAGGCACAAACAACAUAUCCCUGCGGGUCACCACCUCGCCCAACGCCGUGAUCGGAAAGUACCAGUUUGGGGUCAAGACGCGGACCAAGGCGGGCGAGUAUCAGAUGCCCUUUGACCCCCGCUACGAUAUUUACAUCCUCUUCAACCCCUGGUGCAAACAGGAUCCUGUUUACCUGGCCCAGACCAAUUGGCUGGAGGAGUAUGUGCUGAACGAGUCGGGGAGGAUCUACUAUGGGACCGAAUCCCAGAUUGGGGAACGCACAUGGAAUUACGCCCAGUUUGACAAGGGUAUGUUAGAUGCCUGUCUCUACAUCCUGGACCGUCGGGGGAUGCCGCACGCGAGUCGUGGAGACCCUAUCAUGGUUUCACGGGUCGUCUCUGCCAUGGUGAACUCUCUGGACGACAACGGGGUGCUGGUCGGGAACUGGACCGGCGAUUACUCCCGUGGCACCAACCCUUCGGCCUGGGUGGGCAGCCGCGACAUCUUGCUGAAGUACCACAAGUCGGGCUAUCCGGUUCUCUACGGGCAGUGCUGGGUGUUUGCCGGAGUCGUGACCACAGUCCUCCGAUGCCUGGGCAUUCCCACGCGGACCAUCACCAACUACAACUCGGCGCACGAUACGGACGUCAGCCUCACCAUGGACAUAUACUUUGACGAGAACAUGAAGCCGCUGGAGAACCUCAACGCCGACUCUGUUUGGAAUUUCCAUGUCUGGAACGACUGCUGGAUGAAACGGCCCGAUUUGCCUUCAGGGUUUGAUGGGUGGCAGGUUGUGGAUGCGACCCCCCAGGAAUCCAGCAGCGGCAUUUUCUGCUGCGGUCCCUGCUCCGUAGAGGCCAUCAAGAACGGGCUGGUCUACAUGAAAUACGAUGCGUCCUUCUGCUUUGCUGAGGUGAACAGUGACAAGGUUUAUUGGCAGCGCCAGUCUGACGGCAGCUUCAAGAUUGUCUAUGUGGAGGAGAAGGCAAUCGGUCACUUAAUCAGUACCAAGGCAGUGGGCUCAAAUCAGCGCCACGAUGUCACCGACAUUUACAAACAUCCUGAAGGCUCCGAAGCGGAGCGCAAAGCGGUCGAAACGGCCGCCAAGCACGGCACCAAGGCCCACAUCUACACCAACAAGGAGUGGGGCGACGACAUCUCCGUGACGGUGGACACCCAAGAGGCCUACACGGGCCAAGACAUCUCCUUGAGGGUCAUCCUGAAGAAUCGCAGCUCCAUGCCCCGCAGCGUCUCCCUCAACCUCUUCGUGGCCGUCAUGUAUUACACCGGCGUAACGGGCAGCAACUUCAAGCAGGAGAAGAGGGAGGUCCAGGUGCCGGCCAGCGGAAGCCAGGCUGUUCCCAUGGUGGUCUCCUAUGCCGAGUACAAGCCCCACCUGGUUGACCAGGGAGCCAUGAAGCUGAGCAUCUCAGGGAAAGUGGCCGAAACCGGCCAGGUGAUCGCGAAGGAGCACACCUUCCGCUUGCGAACACCGGACCUCACUCUGACGUUGCUGGGCCCAGCUAUCGUUGGACAAGAAACCCAAGUCCAGAUUGUCUUCAAGAACCCGCUUCCGGUGACGCUGACUGGGGCCAUCUUCCAUAUGGAGGGGUCGGGGCUCUCCACCCCAAAUACGAUGACAGUGGGAAAUAUCGGCCCACACCAAACAGUGACGCUACGACAGACGUUCACACCUCUCCGUGCAGGCCAACGCCAGCUGGUUGCCAGCCUGGACAGCCCUCAGCUCUCCCAGGUCCACGGGGUGCUGACGAUCGAGGUGACCCAGGGUCCCCCAAGAGGCCCCUCGUCGGCUUCUCCAGCCCCUGUUCGGGGGUCUCCGGCCCGCGGACGAGCUUCCCCGGCCCACGGACGGGCUUCUCCGGCCCCUGCCCGAGCCUCGCCUGCACCUUCUCCUGCCCUCACCAGAGCAUCUCCAGCUCGCCAGCCGACAGGCCGCAACAGCCCAGCCAAUGCCCGCGGGUCUCCGGCCCGCCAGCCAGACCCUCGAGGCUCCCCCAAUGCCCGUGGGUCACCUGCCGUGCGGGCGGGGCGGCCGGUCUGAGACAGACCUUUUUAGCUUUUUUU
This is a messenger RNA of Zootoca vivipara (common lizard), 2698 nucleotides long. RefSeq names its product transglutaminase 1 (gene TGM1). The record is from RefSeq and is a predicted model, not a curated record. Gene Ontology annotation, biological process: peptide cross-linking. Gene Ontology annotation, molecular function: protein-glutamine gamma-glutamyltransferase activity. Lineage: Eukaryota; Metazoa; Chordata; Lepidosauria; Squamata; Lacertidae.